AUGCACCUGAAACAGCCAUUUUGGAACAAUGCCAGCUCUGCAAACUCGGACUCUGAGACCGGCUCCGAAUCGGCGGUGGCGGAGCUGGUCAACUCGCUGGACCAGCAAAGACUCUACAGGGAGGUAACUCUCGCACUCCGGACUGGACUCAGAGAAGCCCGGGCCGAGUUCUCUUUCCUUCGAGUUCGCGGACUCCACAGCAUCCUCAAAUUCCUCCGAUCCGUCGCCGACUCCGACUCCACCAUUAGCCUCUUCUGCCAUACUCAGUCCAUUCCUGACCUCCAAGUGGUACCGGUGUUAUUUCAACAGUCACUGAAGGAUGCCGUGGAAGACGAAAGCGUGGUGACUGAUUUAAAUCAUAUAUUUGGAGUGGAGCCGAUGAAAAUUCACAGUCCUUCAACGGAUGAUGAGGUAGCACUUGCACUUAGGGUAUUGGAAGGGUGCUGUCUGCUGCACCGGGGGAGCACAGUUUUGGCGCAUCAACAUAAUGCGAUUCCUGUGUUAAUGAAUAUAUUAUCAACUCGAGGGGUAACGGAACAAGGUGCCUGUUUAGAUGCCCUGAUUUCAAUAAUGGUAGAUUCAUCGGCCAACCAAACGGAUUUCGAGAGAUUCAAUGGUAUUGAGGAAGUUACUUCACUCAUACAAGAAAAACAAGCAGAUGAAAAUCUAAGGCUGAAAUGUGGAGAAUUUCUGUUGCUUCUCAUUGGACAUGUGAAUGGCAGAGAUAGGCCUCCAAUGGCAAGGAUACACGAUGACAUAAGGCGACUUCUUGGUGAAAAAUCUGCCUCAUUGAUAUGGGCUGCGAGUCAGUUUGGCUCUACUCUUAAUCCAGAGGAGAGAUUGAUGGCUCUACAAAUCCAAGCCCGCAGGGUGCUAGAAUCAAUUGACCUCUACUAA
Molecule: messenger RNA, 897 nt
Organism: Oldenlandia corymbosa var. corymbosa
Lineage: Eukaryota; Viridiplantae; Streptophyta; Magnoliopsida; Gentianales; Rubiaceae
Source: the annotation of a GenBank genome assembly